Molecule: messenger RNA, 10944 nt
Organism: Xyrichtys novacula (pearly razorfish)
Lineage: Eukaryota; Metazoa; Chordata; Actinopteri; Labriformes; Labridae
Source: the annotation of a GenBank genome assembly
GCUCACAGCAAACACGGUGCACGGAGCCGGUGGAGAUUUCUGCAGAGAUUAUCGCUCAUCUUUCCAGGAUCUGCGUCUGCGCCGUGCAUAAGGGCCGCAUUCCGCUCCCUGCACGCGCCUCUCUGUCUCGGCUUGGGUCGGGUUUAUCCGUGAGUGGCUCCAGGAAACUUUCACAACAGGUGGUUUCUUACUUUCCCCCAGCCCCGCCGGGAUGAUGGAGUGACAUUUCCAAAGCAAUCAUCACUCAGUUAGCGGGGACGCGCCGAAAAUACGGACAGCCAGGAGCAGUUUGAGAAAGUUUCCACGAAGAGGAACGAUCUUAUAACGUUAUGGAUGUGUUCAGAAACUCCAAACCCGAGCUUAAAAGGAGAAAAACACAAACACAGACUUCACAAACAUCCAAUAGUCCCGGUUAAAUCCACAAAUGCUCACUUCAGACUCAGUUUGAGACGUUAAGUUUCCUCAUCUGGUUCAAACUUCAGUCCGGACAGUCUCUGCAGCUCUCUGAACCCGAAGCUGCUGCUGCAGGGGGGCGGUGCGCAGUCCGGCUGUCCUGCCGCUUCUUGCUCGUCUUCCUCAAUAAUUAAAUGCGCACAGCAGCAGCAGCAGCUCUCUCUCCCACCUCCCCUCCCCUCCCAUUCCCUCUCCUGGGGGAGGACAGAGGAAUGUGUCCGCCUCCAGCCGCAGAGCCGCGAGGUCAGCGGGCCAACAGGCUGACAGUAAUGUAGUAUGGAGGAGGAGGAGGAUACACACACACACACACACACACACACACACACACACACACACACACACACACACACACACACACACACGUGAAUUUAAUCUUUUUCAAGGAAUGAACUAUAAUAUGACAUUUUUAAAGAAUAAUCUAUUCAUUUCAUUUUCUAAUUUUUCGUCAAGUUUCAAAAAUCAAAAAAAGAGAAAUUCAAACUGUAAAACUGAACUGUCUUUUUGACAGAAUUUUAGGCUUUUACUCUUCAUAUUAAAAUUGUUUUAGUACUUUUAAUACAAUUUCAAAUUAAAGCUCUUGUGUGUUUUUUUUUACUGUUUAAAAAAAAAUCUUUUUGACCCAAUAAUUAACUAAGACCAUGAACAAGAAGAUAGCUUUUCCUUAAUAGUUAUUUUUAAUGCCUGAAGCCAGCAGCAGGGGGCAGGUGUCAGUCUGAGUGACUGCCCAUGACCAUAGACUGAAGUUCCGCCUUCUGCAAGUUUAAGGAUUUUAAGCCAAAAAGCUCUGGGUAAUUCUGCGUUUUUUUCUCCAUUUCUUGAACCCAACAUUGUGCAGUAGCAUUGUAUGCAUUCGGCAGGAGAGUCGCCGAGAAUCGCUGCAAUGACAUUCGGCUCACGAGGCCACAUCCAAGUUACCAAUGUUUCUGUUACCAAGUCAGAAAAAAGCUAAAUCGGAGGCCUGAAAUGAGGUGGCUACAUCAAUGGAAGUUAUUUAAGUGCUUACCUUGUCCGAGUAUAAGGCAAGCACUAAAAUAACUUUCGUAGAUGUAGCCAUCUUGUUUCUGCCUCCGAUUUUGCUUUUUUUUCAACUUGGUAACGGAAACGCUGGUAACUUGAAUGUGACGUCAUUUUCAUCUCGGACAUCUGACAUCCGAGGUAACUCGAAGGUACCAAUAGACUGUACAUACUAUGAACAACUUGGUUCCGCCCUCCGCCAGUAUACGGAUUUGAAGCCAAAAAGCUCUCGGUAAUUCUGCAUUUUUCUCAAUUUCCUGAAACUAAUAUUGCGCAGUAGCAUUAUACACAUUUGGCGGGAGAGUCGCCGAAAGUCUCUGUGAUGAGGCUCGGCUCAAACAGUGUAUCCCCUCGGGUGAGCUAUGCAAUCUUUGUAUGCCCAUAGGCUGUAUCAGGUGUCAUGUAUCAGGUAACAUCGCAAGCAGCAGGGAAAAAAAUGUGUGUUCUGUGUAAUAAAUUUCUAAAGUUUGUCCACAGCCCCAUAAGCUUUGCUGGUGGAGGUGGGAUUUAUGACCUAUACUGCAGCCCAUCAACAGAGGGUGCUGUUCUUGGAGUGGCUUCACCCAGCGAGGAGGUAGACGCUGUCCAUUCUUUAUACAGUCUAUGCCCAUGACUCAAAGCAAAAGCUCGUAAUGAGUGAUGAAUGUUUCUGUAAUAAAACAUCAUGUAUAAAAUUUCGUGUUAACAGGCACCAAUUGCACAUGUCCAAGAUGAGAUUUGUAGCGAUUAAUUUCACCAUAGGGGGCGCCAAAAUCAAUGACAAAAAAAAACUCCCUUCCCAUUUUAUUCUAAAGCCAAAUUUGUCAUUUAUUGAUCAUCUUUUCUGUGGAAAAUGUUGGGAAAAAAGGAAGAGAAAACUAAUCCUUAUGCUGAUGGUCUUUUUGCUUUUGUGUCGCACAAAGUUCAAUUUGUCACAUAACUAUCAGAAAAACUAAGGUUACUUGUGUUUAUGACCAAUAACAAAUAAACUUUGAACUGAAAUCGAAAAGCAAUUUUGUAUCCUAAAAUAUUGUUUAACUCAACUGAACUUUAUCUACAAACCUCCUUUCACACAUACAGACACACAGCCUAAUAAACGAACAGUUUGUAUAAACUACGUAUCCCAAAAUGCAUCUGUUCAGAGGACACAAAUCAACGCCCGCGGAGUUCUCCACCAAUCAGAGCACAGGCAGCCAUUUGCGUCACCAUCUCUGACCUCAAUUUUUCUGGCUAUUUUUUUCUGAGAGAGACGGAGGCUGGCGGCGCCAUAUUGAAAGAAGAAAAUUGUCAUAUAAAACGCUAAAAACGUCGAAACUGCAACCAUGUUGUACCUUGAGGAUUAUCUCGAGAGUGAGUAUCAGACUUAAAAGAACCAUUACAGGCUUCGGUGCCUUGUUUUGUGCUGUAAAUGUGUGUUAUUUCCCCGGCCGUGUCGCUCCGGCCGUUAGCCUAGCCGUGCUAACAGGGUAACGGUUUUUUCCAUUUUUUCUUCUCCCGGCAGUGAUCGAGCAGCUUCCCAUGGAUCUCCGCGACAGGUUUACGGAAAUGAGAGAGAUGGACCUGCAGGUUCAGAGUAGGUACAGCAGCAGAGCCGGCUAACGGCGGCUAACACACCGGGUUACCACACCGAGAGCAGCGGUUUGAUAUGUGUUAAUUCACGGGGACCAGAUCGGUUAUACUUUAAUGAAACAGAUUUGCAGUUUUGCUCUUUGUGAUGAGAUCGAGAAGAUAAUUAAAAACCACAAACUAAAGGAGCUGUAUUAAAGCUGUUAUUUACAGAACACCUGCUCUUCAAAACAACCACUUCUACGAGAUCCCAGUGAAUUAUUAUCUCUUUGUUGAAAUGCAUAACAGACUGUAAUAUCCAGUCAUGUUUUAUUUACAUGAUCAUAUUUAUCCAAGUCUCUUCAUACAACAAAUAGAGCAGCAUUUUAAGCAAAAUAACAGAAUAAAUAAAUUUUAGUGCAAGAUUUUGAACAUUAAUGAUAAUUUGCAUAAUUUAAUUUCUCUUCCACCCUCUUUUCAAUGUGCUUAGAUAUACUACGUUUAGAUAUUGUUUUUAAUAGUUGUGUGUUUAAAAUAUUUUAGUAAUUGUAAAUGUAAAUGUUCUUUAUUUAAACAGCCAUUUACAGCAACCCUUUCAGUGAACCAAAGUGCUUCACAAUAGACAAUAAAAAUGAAUAAAUAAAAACAUUUAAAGCAAUAAAAGAAGAAGAAGAAUAAAAUAAAGUGUCACUACGCUACUGGGAAUUAAAAGGCAGCGUAAGUGUUUUCAAUCCAGAUUUUAAAAGGCCCAGGUCAGAAAUAAGUCUCAUUUGGGUUAGGAGUUUAUUCCAGAGCCUGGGACCAGCCACUGAAAAGGCUCGGUCACCCCAGUGCUUUUCUUUUGACCUGGACACCUCCGUAGAAGUUGGUUUGACGACCUCAGAGCUCUACCCGGCUCCCGAACGAUUAAAAGCUCAGUUAAAUAGAUGGGGGCGAGGCCGUUAAGAGCUUUAAGAACAAACAUUAAAAGUUUAAAAUUGAUCCUAAAAGAGACGGGAAGCCAAUGAAGGGAGCUAAGGACAGGAGUGAUGUGCUCACAUCUGUUAGUGUUAGUUAAAAGACGGGCAGCAGCAUUUUACACAAGUUGAAGGCGACUAAGAUUGUGUGUUCUGUAUGUGCACUAUUGUUUGCACGAGUGAGAAAUUGUAUUUUGUUUUAGUGUAUGUUAAUACUGAAGAAAGUAAAUGACUCCAAAAGAAGUUUUCAGCCCCUUUGGCUGAUUCGCUCACCUGUGUGGUCAUCAGAUAGCUCAGCUGUUCAAGCGCAGUUACUCCAUAGAGCCCAAGAAUCAAUGAUAAAACGUACUGUCAAACUCAUGUCAGACAAUGUAGUCUUACAAAUAAAUCCACAUCCUUUCAAACUCUUUACAGGUCUUUCCACCUGUACAGGUGUAGAGAUUAGGCGAGGCUAUUCUGGCGAAAUAUUUAAAACUGGGUGGCACUUAUCUGUGUGUGGACAAAUUAUAAGCACAGUGUUUACGCAGCAUGAUUUCAUCAGUUACAGCCAGUGUCUAAAUCAACACCUGAAAGCACAAAAUCUCUUAAUGCAGAUUUAAAUUUGACUGGGAUAAAAACCCUUUUGUCUGUGUGUAUAAAUUAUUCAACAACUCUUUUUGUUUUUGUUAGAGCCAUUUUUGUACUACUGAUAAUUUGACAGAUAAUUGAUAAUGUUUGUUAUUUAUCCUGAUUAGAAUUCUGAGAGACUGAACAGUUGUAUAGUUUGACUUUAAAGUUUAAUUGAAGCCGAUUACUACUGCAGCUCUCCUAUGCAGUAGCUGUGGGUCUUUGAGAGCACAAUAGUUUUUGACUGUGUUUACAUAGGGUCCUUAUUUCAUCAUUAUUAUUUGUGAAAAGUAUUGUUUUGUUUGCAAAGUAAACCUCCAAGUAAAUUCAAGAAAGGAAAGAUCGACGACUAUGGUGUUUUAUUAUGGAAAUACGCGUCAACUACAUGCUCUGGUUCGUCACCUCAGAGGAUCUUCAAUCAUUAGACGGAGCUGCACUCAGUUUUUUUUAAUCUAUUUUAUUCUACUGUUUGGAGUUAAUUUAAGUGCGAGGACAUUUUGUUUGUUAUUGUAGAUUGCUGAGCGUGUUUUUGUCCCCUUUAGACGCCACAGAUCAGCUGGAGCAGAAAGUGAUCGAGUUCUUUGUCAACGCAAAGAAAAACAAACCAGAGUGGAGGGAGGAGCAGAUGGAGGUCAUCAAAAAGGUAGGAGCACCUGUCAUUCAAGAUUAGCAUGACUAUAGAGGUAACAGUUCACUGAUAGGCGCUGUGUAAGACAGGACGCAGUUUAUUCCUGAGAUUGUGUUGUUCAAACCUGUUCUGACAUAACCCACCUGUACCCUACAGUAAACGCCUCUGUGUGUUUCAGGAUUAUUACAAAGCGCUAGAGGAUGCUGAUGAGAAAGUUCAGCUGGCCAAUCAGAUCUAUGACCUGGUGAGUCAAACUGUGUUCUUGUAUCAUAAUGUUUCAGAUGGAAUAUUGAUGUGCUUAGUUGUAAGGUUUGUUCAGUCCUGCAGUGAUAUCAGGUGUUAUAAACAUCUCUUUUUAGUUCGAUUAAUCAGGCAUUAGUGAUUUAAGUAGCUGUUGUUCUUACAGAAAAUAAUGGAGAUAAAUGUGAGUAACCAGACAGAACAGACUCUGAGUUAAUGAACAGUGAGUGAGUACAGGUGUACUUUUUAAAAAGCUCUAGUCAAAACUUGAUGUUUGUCUGUUAUUCUGCUGAUUGUCCACUAGGGGGCAGUCUGAGACAGAGAAACAGCAGAGAGGGACUCGCCUUCUCAACAGAAAUUACACUUUAUUUUCCUCUACUUUUGCUAAAUCACCAUCAAUCAAACACAAAAAUAGAGUUUGAGAGGAUGAUUCCCUCUCUGUGAUGGUUCAGCAGGAAACACUCUGGGUUUGAGUGAUGAUUUUUGCCAGUUUACCUCCAAAUAAUAAUGUCGCUCAAACUCUUGGAGUGAAAGAGGCUCAAUGAUCAUGUUUUGAGUGUUAAAAUGACUGUGCUGAACUAACAGGAUGAAACUCCUAAAGAUGAGUGGGACAUCCUCAAAGAACUGAGUGAAUAAAUGAUCUUUAUUUCAUCUUAUUUUAAACCCCCCUCGUCUUCCAGGUGGACCGUCACCUGCGUAAACUGGACCAGGAGCUCGCCAAGUUUAAAAUGGAGCUGGAGGCCGACAACGCUGGCAUCACAGAGAUCCUAGAGAGACGUAAGAUCCUCACUCUGACACUAAAACCCUGAACCAUGAUCAUUAAAAGUCCUUCUUAUCUUCACUUAAGUUCUGCUUUAUGAAUAACAGAGAGCCGAAUGUGUUGAACAUCCUGUCCUCUUUCUCUUCUUCAGGGUCUUUAGAGAUGGACAGUCCAUCUCAGCCAGUCAACAACCACCACGUCCACUCUCACACCACUGCAGAGAGUAAGUACUAGCACACACCAGCGGAGAUUUGUUUAUAUGACGUGAGACUUCCUGUUGUGUUUAGUUUAAUAUUAGAGUGAUUAUAUUAAAGUGUGUUUGAACAGGUUUGUUGUGUUUGUGUGUGUUCCCAGAGAGAAAGUACAACGCUCCGACUCACCACACCACAGAGCACGUCCCAGAGAAGAAGUUUAAAUCUGAAGCUCUGCUGUCCACGCUCACCUCAGACGCCUCCAAGGAGAACACGCCGGGUAACCAACACAAACAUACAAAUAAACCUUUACAUCCUCUGCGUGUGUAUAUACCUGCUGACACCGUGUCUGCUGCAGGCUGCCGUACCAACAGCACGUCCUCGUCCACCAACAGCGUGUACAGCGUGAACUCCUCUCAGCCUCUGGCCUCAUACAACCUCAGCUCACUGCCAGCGGGGCCUGGGGCUGGUGCCGGCGCCAUCACCAUGGCUGCUGCUCAGGCUGUGCAGGCCACUGCACAGGUCAGAAACACACUCACACUUUUUAUGCACUCUUCACAGAGGCUACUUUGGCCCAACACAAAGCAAUUAAUAUUACAAUAUGAGCAUCAUUCUCAAACUACAGUGGUCUUCAAGGACAAGGACAACUUUUUUCAUUGCAAAAAUAUUUCAGUUCAAGCAAAAAAAAAAAUUUUAAACACAACAAUAUUUUAGCAAACAUGAACGAACUUUAAAAAGAAAAAACUUAAAAAGGGUUAUGAUAUUUCCCAAACACAAAAACUUUCCUCAAAUAUUUUUGGGACUUAUCUUCGAAAAUGUUUUUGUUUUAGGUUUGAAAUUGUUUUUUUACUCUGUAUUUUUUUGCAAAUAUUUUUGUGUUUCUUUAUUCAUCCUUUUAAAAAAUUUAUUUCUUCAACUUUGUGAAAGUUAUGUGAUAUGUUUUUACAUUUCAUGGAAAAGGUUUUUAAUUUAAUUCAAAUAUUUUUUUUUUGCAAAAUAUUUUUUAAAAAGGUAUUGACCUUUGCAUUAAAUGAAAUAUUUUCCCAUUUAGUGUUACGCUGUUGGAGUUAAGUGGGAUCAUUUUUGCAGACAUGAAUUAUUUGUGUCUUUGAUGUGCAGAAGUCUUUAUAGACUGAAAUGUGUUUAUUGUGUGUUAACAUGUGUGUGUCUGCAUGUGUUUAGAUGAAGGAGGGCCGCAGGACGUCGAGUCUCAAAGCGAGCUACGAGGCGAUCAAGAACAACGACUUCCAGUUGGGCCGAGAGUUCAGUCUGUCAAGAGAAAACUCUGGAUACUCCUCCUCCGCCCUCGCCUCCACCCUCACACAGACCCUCACCCCCACCACUGCCACUGACUCACGGGGACGCAAGUCCAAGUAAGACACUCAGAUGGUCACCUGGUCCACCUGAAAGUAUUUGUAUCUUAGUUCACAUUCUCCUGAGUGUGUGUUGCAUUUACACCUGUAUGACAGAAACACUUUGAACAAAAACUGAGGAUACAACUCUGACAGAUACAGAGACAACAUCAAAAACGCUCAUCCCUGAUUGUACUCUGUAAGAAAAUCUCUCUCUCUCUCUCUCUCUCUCUCUCUCUCUCUCUCUCUCUCUCUCUGUCUCUUCUAGAAGCAGCAUCAAAUCUUCAAACCAUCAGUCCUCCUCGUCCUCCUCCUCUUCCUCUCUUUCCUCCUGCUCCUCCUCCUCAGCCCUGGCUCAGGAGCUUUCCCAGCAGGCCUCAGCGCUGCCAGAGGCUGAGGCCAACAGCCAGGUGGACUGGACCUAUGACCCCAAUGAGCCGCGAUACUGCAUCUGUAACCAGGUGAGGCGUCUGCGAAUCAGGUAAUAGUACAGUCCACUGGUUCAGCUUCAGAUCAGCCAUGUUUUUACGGUAAAAGUACAAAGACAGUUGGGUGUGUUUUGGCAUGUUUCAGUUCUCAGUCAGUCACUCUGAAAGUUUCUUUAGCUCUUUGUUUUGCUGUCAAAAAGUCUGAUUUAGAAAUAAAUGAAGCUCACCUGCAGUUUAAUUCAGGGAAAGUAAGUUAUGUGUUGUUAAAAUGUGAUAUUUCUGCUCUCUGCUUACUUUGCUGAUCACAUCGUUAUUAAUUUCCUAUUUUCAGGUGUCCUAUGGAGAGAUGGUGGGCUGUGAUAACACAGAUGUGAGUAUCAUAUUUAUUAAUCACUGUGUUUAUGAUGAAGAUGACCUAGUGGUAAAGUUUAGGCUGCAUUAUUAUGAGAACUGUAAAUGUGAUUGUUAUUUUUAUAAAUAACUAAAGUUAUAAAUGAAAUGUGUUGUGAUAGUAGUGACAGAGGAGCAGGUGUUGAGUGGUACUGUGUGCUCAAACAUGUCUGUCUCAGUAACAUGUCUGAUUAUUACAAGUAUUGAUAUUGUUGUAUUUGUUGUUGUUUAUGAUCAGUAAUCUAAAUCUCUGUCUCCCCCUCCAUCAGUGUCCGAUCGAGUGGUUUCAUUACGGCUGUGUGGGGCUGACUGAGGCUCCUAAAGGGAAGUGGUUCUGUCCUCAGUGUACGGCCGCCAUGAAGAGGAGGGGCAGCCGACACAAAUAGACUCCACCCACCAGCCUACCUGCCCGUCUGUCUGUCUGUGUUUCGGCCCUUUUGGACUCUAACAGAACACAACAGCCAACCCCUGCAGAGGUCAGAGAUCAAUAGACUGCUAACACUCAAACCAACAGAAAGAAAGAGAAAAAAAUCUGAACUCUUGAGUUUAUAAUCUGGAAUUAUGAUCUCAGGAUGUAAAAGUUUCAACUCUGAAAUAUGAGCUCAGUCUGAAUGUUGUAACUUUAUCUAAUAAUCCUGACUUUAUCCUGAUGAGACUGAUAUCUCAACAUAAACUCAGGACCAGAGUUGAAGUUUAAUCUUGGAUCAGACAAACAUUAGAACAAAAGGAAAACCUGACUUUACGAUGCAGAAUAGAAAAAAUGAAUUUCUAAAUCCAGAUUAUUUUGAUCCACAUUAAACUUUUGUUGUGUGUCUGGAUCUCUUAUGAGAACUUUACAGAUCACAGAAAUUCAAAUAAAAAUAUCAUACUCUUAAUUAAACCUCAAAAUAAUCCAGAUUAUGAGAGAUCUAAGCGAGCAGGGUCAGAGUCUAACAAUGAUCUGAAUCUGAACAGACGGUUAAAAGCAGAGAAGGCAGAGUUAAAAGAGAAGUAUUUUUACUUUAAUGAGGAGCAGUGAAACUUCAGUCCAUGUCAGCUGACUGAAAACAACCUCACACACAGCUCACCUGGACAGGUCAGAGGUCAGGGGUCAAGCUGUGGGGGUCAGGUGGUUUAAAUAUAGUCAGACUUCAGCAGCAGCAGAAGGAAGAGGAGAGUGUUUACCUGCAGUCAGACAGACGAGCAGAGUCUGAGUCAUCUGACAGAGAAAAUCAAGCUAAAGAUUUUGUCAUUCAUCUCAGAGAGCAGUCAGUUUUUCCCAUGAGGCUGUGCUCCCCGGCCAUGCUGGAAUAAAAAAAAAAUUACGACCUGUUGGACUACAACUACAGGAGCCUGAUGGACUCAAACUUCAUCUGAACCUGAUGGAGAUUAUUUUUCUCCUCUGACCUCAAAAAAGUUUUCAGAGUGAACGACAGAAACGUGACGGAGUGUGUUUGUCAGUGUGUGUGUUUGUGGAAGCAUCUGAGUGUGUAACUGUGUGUUUGUGUAAAUGUGUGUGUUUGUUUCCUGGUGGUUUAAACAUGAAAAGUCCAAUAAAGUGAUGAAGAUUUUUUGGUAUCUGCUGACUGUUCUCCAUUUUGACUCUGCGGUGAGAAUGGAUGAAUGGAACGAGGGACUGGAUCUUCAAACUGCAGAUUUAGAUGUUUGAGGUGAAAAGUAGAACAAACUUUGAACCUGACAUCUCAAAUGGAGUUAAAAGUUCUCACUGUUCUACAAAAAUAGACGUGUGAAACUUUUUUUUCCAUUAUGAAACUUAAUUUAAAAAACAUUGGAGGUCAUCAGUGAACGACUGAUAAUUCUAAUUGUCAAAAGCUGCUAUAACUAAAAUUUUACAAUAAUGUCAGUAUGGUUUAUUAAAUGAUACAGAGGUAUUCAGAGGUACUCAUCUACAGAGGUGAUAGUCUUCAGAAAAAAGGCUAACUUAAAGUGAAACAAAUGAAACAACAUUUUGAACUGAAAAUUUGCACUUCAAAGUGAUGUAUUUUUGAUUUUAAGGAAAUGAUACCGGUUCUCAAAUUAAAAAAAAAAGAUCUAUAUAAAUAAAUACAUAUAUAUAUUUUUACACCCCUGUGUGGGAUGUACCACGGACAGAUAGCUGAAGUGGCUGAUAUGAGCAAAUCCUACCAAUGGAUGGAGAGGGCUGGACUGAAGGACGGCACAGAGGCACUCAUCAUGGCGGCACAAGAACAGGCCUUGAGCACCAGAGCAAUAGAGGCCCAGAUCUACCAUACCAGGCAAGAUCCCAGCUGAGGCUGUGCAAAGAGAGCCCUGAAACAGUCCAACACCUAACAGCAGGAUGUAAGAAGGUGGCAGGAAAAGCAUACAUGGAACGCCAUAACCAAGUAGCCGCUAUAGUGUACACAGGAACAUCUGUGCAGAAUCUGGACUGGAAACCCCAACGU